This is a messenger RNA of Lepisosteus oculatus (spotted gar), 2705 nucleotides long. RefSeq names its product TRAF3 interacting protein 3 (gene traf3ip3). NCBI's taxonomy places the organism in Eukaryota, Metazoa, Chordata, Actinopteri, Semionotiformes, Lepisosteidae. The record is from RefSeq and is a predicted model, not a curated record.
GAUAACAACGCAUUACUUUGUGAAGAAUUGCUAAAGACUUUCUUAGUUUCUACUGGAAGUAAAAUAAAUUAAUGGUUUGAUAGAGGCAGAGAAGUAAUGAAUAGCUCUUGACCCAGAUCUGAAGAGAGUAAAGAUUGAAGUUCUUAUCAAUGAAAUAUUAUGACUAGACUACAUCUGUCUGAGCAACAGAAUAUUUCAGACAAACUGUAACGCAGGAGGCCCUGUUCCUGACACCUCGAUCUCUUCAAAACCGAAGGGCAGAGUCCCUUCAGAAUUUUCGGAAGAAAGGGGCCGUGUGCUGUGGUUAAGAUUGAAUUUUGAGUGAAAAUAAGAUGGAAAGCGGCAGCACAAUGCAGAAGCCGAUGAAACGGAGCUGGCGGCAGGCCGAGAGCUACGACCAGAAAGUGGACAUCAGGGUGUCCAAGCGCGAGUGUCUCCGGGAGCGCUUCAACAGCACCACGUGCCGGAGUGGCGGGAAAGAACGGAACACCGACUGGAAGAAUGAACAGCAGAGCAAGAGGCAGAGGGAAUUUUUAAGGAGGAGGCAAAUUGACCAUGGGGUGUCAAAUGGAGAAGAAGAGAAACCACGGGUGCCCAAAGUUGUCCUGCGGUCUAACGUCUGCAGGCCGGCCCUCCUGAACAGACGGUCACUGGUGAUGUCACAGGAGCUUGGAAUAACAUGGCCAGAUCUGAAGACCAUUGAGCAGGCUCUGCCAACGGGAACAGCUUCCUGCCUCUCAGUGCCCCCACAGGAUGAACCCCUGAAAGAGGAGAGAGUGGCCCCGAAAAGAGAACGAGGAGUUCAGACUGAAGUGGAAGGGUUGGUCAGCAGCCAAUACCUUCAGCGAGAGUCCAGCACGCAGACAGAGAGUGGAGUUGUAACUGCGAGUGAAACAGCGAUUCUUGAGCUUUCGGACUACUUACAGGAGGCCCUGCAUCGAGAAGCUGCUCUUAAACAGAAGCUAUCCAUCCUGCAGCACAUCGCCUCUACCCUACUGCUCUCCUCUGAGAAACUGUGGACGGUUCAGUAUAAUGAAGAUCUUAUGAAAUGCAAGAUAGUCUCUCUGGAAUCACAGCUGCAAGUGUGCAUGCAGACAUAUUCGCGGGAUGGUGUGAAGAAGAAGAUGCUGAAGAUGGAAGAGCAGAAGCUGAAGUAUGAAGAAAAGGCCAAGGCGAUGAUGCAGAAAUCUAUCCUGGACAAGCAGGCAGUGGAGGAGAAAGUGCAGAGCUUGGAGGACGCCCUCCGGGCUGCCCAGCAGGAGGCUGAACACUGGAGGGGCCUGUACGAGGACAUGAAAGAGAGCUGUGCAGCCCUCAGGUGGAGCCAUGAGCAAAACACUGAUCAGCUUCACGUCCUACAGAGCAAGCUGGAGCGAGCGGGGGGUCAGGAGGCAGCCCUGCGGUCUCAGCUGGAUACUAUGCAGCAGAACGAGGAGGACCUACUCUCCAGGAUUGCUGUGCUCCAGGAGGACAACCAGCUGAAGAGGGACCAGCUGGACAACCUGAGAGAGAAACUGAAGAGCUCUGAAGAUCAGAAAUCAACAGCAAGCCAUGUGCAGACAACAAGCUCUGGAAUAUGGAAUUCCAAUCCCCAGUCUAGUCACCUGGGGCGAGUGGGGACGAACGAGUGUGCACUGGAAGAAGUAGAACACCAACUGCAAGAAACACAGCACAAGCUGAAGACAAAAGAAAAGGAAUGCGUGGAGCUGCGGCUGGAGCUGGAGGCAGUGGAGCACGAGUACCAGUCCUGUCAGUCAAAGCUGAAGCAGUGCAGGGAGGAGCUCAAGCUUCUGCAGGGCCGGAAGAGACCGAGGCGCUGCAGCACGUGGCUCUGUCUCUCCCUGCUGGUCGUGAUGGUAGCGGUUCUAGUGGCCACCUUCCACCCUCCCAUUUACGAGCAUCUUGCGGCCCUGUAUUCAGUACUGAGGACGCACGCUGACCAGUUCUUCCGAAGAUUCAGCUCACUGGAGUGGGGUAACAGCGACGGACCUCAAAGUCCCCUUUCGUGAAACAGUGGGAGAGGCAGCGAGAGACACCCCUCUCUCAUCCUUAGCGUACAAACAUUCCCAAAACCUCGCACGCCUCCUCAUACAGGUGAAGCUGGAAGUGAAACGAUCUUAUACUACACAAUGAUGUACACAUUUGUGGGAAAAAAAGGCUGAUAGAGGUCAUCUGUUUUUUUAGCAGUGAGGCAUGCUAUCUUGAUGUGAAAAAAACGGGAAGUCUUAAAAAUCGAGUCGUUUUGCAGAUGCUUUUAUGUUAAAGUGACUUUCAGAGACCUAUGUUCAGCAUAACUUCUGAACACACCACGGUUUUAAGUGCAUCUCAGCCAAAAGGCAGAGCACAGGAAAGUGGUCUAACUGGGGCCUGAAGCAGUCUAGAACAAGAUGGUAAAAAGCCCUUUGCCUUAACCACUGCACUGCCUGGGCUCUGUACAAACCCCACCGUUUACAAGGACUUUAACUUCCAAACUCAGGUAUUUCAAGACUGACAUUAAAAAUGGUUUUGAAAAGUAAGGAUGGAAUUUACUUUAGCCUGUAAGGUUCUGAAACCAGCUUUACAUUUUGUACUACAAAAUGCAUGUAUUUUAUUUUUUAUUUUUAUUAUGGAUAAAAUAAAGUGCAAUUGAUGUUUGUACCAUGUUUUCACAGUUUGGGGAAGAAAAUAAUAUUGUACCUCACGAGAAUAAAACAAAAUGACAAAUA